GACUUUUCCAUGGCGCAUGUGCAUUUGGGAAGAUCGAAAAAGCACUUCCAGGAUUGUCAUAUAAUUAGGAAAGAGGAAUAAAAGACAAAAGAGAUUUAUUAACUGGUUAUAGAUGUAUGCACACAGAAAAGAAUAUGAAGCGACCACGCAAUGUUGAUUGUGGCAAACUCAGAAGACCCAUGAAGAGAAGUAAAAUAACGGACGGUAUCUAUGGAAGCACAUUCUUGUACAUGAGAUUUCUUUUGGUCUGGGCUCUUGUUCUGAUGGCAGAUUUUAUUCUUGAAUUCCGAUUUGAGUAUUUGUGGCCUUUCUGGCUUCUACUACGCAGUGUUUAUGACUCUUUUAAGUACCAAGGACUUGCCUUCUCUGUUUUCUUUGUCUGUAUUGCUAUCACAUCUGAUGUGGUGUGUUACCUCUUUAUACCCGUUCAGUGGUUAUUUUUUGCUGCUAGUACUUAUGUUUGGGUUCAGUAUGUUUGGCAUACUGAAAGGGGUAUAUGUCUUCCGACGGUCUCCCUAUGGUUACUCUUUGUUUAUAUUGAAGCUUCUGUUCGUUUAAGAGAACUUAAAAGCCUGCCAUUUAAUUUAGAUCUAUGUAGGCCUUUUGCUGCCCAUUGUAUUGGUUAUCCUGUGGUUACAUUAGGUUUUGGUUUUAAAAGUUACAUAUCAUAUAGAUUGAGAUUGCGGCGACAGAAAGUAGUUCAGAAAGAAAAUGAUUUUUACACUCAAUUACUGAGUCAGUCUCUACCACUAGAGUUGCAAUAUAAUGCAGAUAAACAUAAAGCCUUAACACCAAAACCAGAAGAGGAAGUAAUCUCAAAUGGUGUAGCUGGUAAAAAAGUGAAAGUAGAAGAAGAAAAAGAUAAAGAAAAAGAUCGAGAUAAAGAUAAAGAAAGAGAAAGAGAAAAAGACAAUAAAAAACAGACUAAGUCAGUUGAUAUAAAUGAAGCAGAUGAAGUGGAAUUUAUAGAGAAAUCUUGGCAAAAGAAGUCAAAUGUGAAUCAAUUUAAUGAAAAUGUUGAGAGUAGUGAACAGCAAACUAAGUCUUUUAAAACCAGUGGGAUGGCUAAAAGUGCAGCUAAUAAACUUAACAGCAGUAAAGAAAAUAGUGCUAAUAAAAAAAGCAAGAACUACAGCAAGGAUUUAUCACCAGCUUCUUUUACCAAUAACAAGGACGAGGUUAUACUUAGGUUAGAAAGUGAUAUCAAAAAGAUAAAAAGUGAACUUCAGAGCAGUAGAAAUCAAGAACAGGAGCUACGUUCUCAGAUAAAUAACUUAGUUAGUGGUGAAAAGUCCCAGCAUUCAGAAAUAUAUCAACUUCAGCAGGAUAAUGACAACUUACAAAAUAAAUUACAUAACCUUGUUACUAGUCGGCAGCAGGAUAAACAAAAUAUAGCUAUAUUAGAGAAAAAAUUAAUAGAAGAACGAAAAUUACGGACCUCAUUUGAACAACAGCUGGCUGCUGAACGAAAGGCCAAAAAGGUAGAGGAUGCAGCUGCUGCUCGAGCUGUUGCCAUGGCAUCUGCGUCAAGGAAUGAAUGUACAGAAAGCUGUAAGGCAAGGCGAAGAGAAAGUGAAAAUGAUGUGAAACUGCUAAGAAGAGAUCUGAAAUUACGGGAAGAUCAAUAUCGCAAUUUAGAUGUUGAGAUUCAGACGUUAAGGCAGAUAAAAGAUAAUCAGAAAGAAAAUGUCUUGAUGGCUGCUCUUGGUGCAAUGCAGGAAAAAAAUACUGAAUUAGAAAAUAGUUUAACUGCCGAAACUCGUUUUAAACAAGAAUUAUUUUCAGCUUUAGCCGAGGAAAGAAGACAGAUCAAGGUUUUACAAAUUUCUGUGGCAGAAAGAGAAGCUGUGAUUGUGGAAUUGAAAUCAAAAAUAGCUGAAGUGAUGGCUCUUAUACCAAGUACAACCACAUACCAGUCUCUUAACUCAGAAAGAACCUCUUCACCACUCUUCUCAGCCAAAUUGUGUCAGGAACAGUUCCCUGCUCCUGUCACCAUUUCAAACCUCAAUCCCAAUGCCUCCGAUUACACACCCAAAAUGGCCAUUUAAACGACCACAGUAAAAUGUCUGUCUUUGGUGAACAGUAUGUCACAAUAUUCAUAUUUAUUCUGUCUUAGUUAUUGUUUAUUAUCAGACAAAGAGGAAAGAGACUUUAUUUUAAAACAGUGUAGCUUCUGAUACCUACUGUACAGUACUUAUUAAAUAUUUUAAAUGAUAUAUUAUGAAAUACAUAAAACUUGAAAGCAAUGCUAUAUUUACAAUUGUCAAGAGUUCAUAAUGUUAAGAUGUAUUUAUUGUUGAUCACAGACUUUUCAUUAUUGAUACUAUACAUACAUGCCCUAGGUUAUUAUGAUUGGCCAGCAGCUUAUCAGGGGUACAGGAUUACUUCAAACAAAGUGAAUAAUCUGAUUGAGGAAAACUAGAAUAGAACAUUAUUGGCUGAACAAGUUUAGAGGGAAUUCAUUUUAUUUUUAAAGUAGGGUACCCCUCAUUAGUUUCUGGCCUUGUCCAACCAUAAUGAAUUAAUUACACAGCUUUUGAAGCGACUGACUUGUAUCUAUUGUAUAAAUCAGUAGUUCUCAAACUGUUUGGCUUCAAGCUUACUGCACACUUGUGUGUUUGGAAAUUAAGACAGCACAUCAUUGAACUAAAACUGUAAUAAUGUAAUCAUUGUAUUGUGUAAUUGCAGUAGUAGUUGAUUUGAAGCUGCUGAUUUUAAAUUUCAUUUAAAUCUGAAAAAAGAAUCAUACCUAAUUUUUAACUAUUAUUUUAUAAUACAGUCAAUACACAGAAACAAAAUUUUAAAAUUAACUGAACAACUCAAUUUGAAUAUUGUUCCCUAGAUGACAAUAUUUCCAUGGCUACAAUCUAGUCUCGACCAUCCAGAAUAUAUCCUGCUAGUCUUUAGGAUCAGAGCAUAGGAUUAGCCCUGCGCAUACGGUCCAUUGUCAACUUGUCAACUUCUCGCUAGAGAUAGAUACUUUUGAGCUAGUACUUUUACUUUGUGUAUCAUGGACUUAGUCAUCGAAAUUGUCAUUAAUUUUCUUUGGCUCAUGAGUUUUUUUGUCAAAAUGUUCUUCAUUAUCGUGGAUCAAUCAUUUUUUAAUUAAAAAAAUUACUUCUAAAAUACUAAGUUACCGAUUUAAUUAAAUUAUCAACACAGAUGAACAUACACGCUUGUGCAGACAGCAAACGUACAGCUAUACAUGUAGCUGUAUUGUAACCGGUCUUUGUAUCGUUUGCUAGAUGACAAUAUUCUCAUGGCUACAGUCAAGUUGUUUGUGGUGUUUAAUAGUCACUUCCACUGAGGGUGAUAUUGCAGACAAGUUGUUUUAUUUAUCUAUUUUUUUAUUUCUCUGGGAGGAAACCGGACUCACGGUUGAGAAAGGUACCCCUAUCUCAGUGAUGGGAUUUCGCCCGUAUAUUCUAGACAUGUCCAACGCUAUUUUCCAAAUGUCCUAAAUUGUCCGACCAGGAAUAUCCCCAAUUGGACAUCAAGACAUUGUGAAUAAUAUUCAAAAUUGAUAGAGUGUACUGAGUGUAUAUAUACAAGCGAUAAGCAAAUUUCAUUGGUUGAGACUUUGAAACACGCUAUAACUUCUAGUUGAGGUGGAAUGUUCAAACUUGGUGUAGGCGUUCAUUAGGUGAAUGCCUUGAUGGAGUUCAAUGAUAAACAUUGUCUGCUUAUGGUAAGCAGAGAUAAGCAAUCUAAUUGGUUGAUGCUUUGGGGCACGAUAACUUUGGUUUUAAUUAAGUGAGAGUAAGAUUCAUUAUAUCAUUACCUUGACUAAGUUUGAUGAGAAUUUUCUGCUUAGGUUAAGGAUCGAUAAGCAAUUUGAUUGGUCAAGACUUUGGAACAUAACUCUGCUUUUAAUUGAGGUAAAAUAUUUAAACUUGAUGUAGAUGUUCAUUAGGUGAAGGGGGAUCACGUGGCUAAGUGGGUAAGACGCUGGCUUGCUAGCCUGGAGGUCGGGUGUUCAAUCCCUGCAUUGGCCGAGAAAUAUUCAUUCAGAUUUUCCGGCGUGGUUUUCCCCUUUUCAGUGAUGCAGGAUGGAGGGCCUGACAAGGACAGCUGUCAAGUCGUUCGGAUGGGCCGAAAAACCGAGGUCCCGUGUACACAUUGGCGUGCACGUAAAGAUCCCUUGGCAGUGGGAAUUCGAUAUAAGAGUAGGGCGUAGCGCUACUGCCCGGGCAAAAUUUCCCUCAUAGCACACUGUAUGGCGUAUGCCCGUCUUCAUUAGCCCAUAACAGUAGGACGUUAAACCCCAUUUCAUUUCAUUUCAUUUCAUUUCAUUAGGUGAAUGUCUUGACUGAGUUCAAUGAUAAACAUUUCAAGCUAAAGCUAAGCAAUUUCAUUGGUCGAUGCUUUGGGACAAGAUAACUUUGAUUCUAUCUGAUAGAGAGUGAUGAAACUUGUUUGUUUGAUUGCUUGAUACUUUUGAAAACAAUAAAUGUGCGAUUAAUGAAUAUGUGUCAUCUAUUUAUUUUGGGAUUUCGGCGGGGGACAUCAGCCUCACUGUUAACUUGAUAAUAAUUUAUAUAACUUUUAGGCCUAAAGAAAGACCUGCAAUAGGCAAAGUUAGCUCUUGAAUAAUUGAAUAAUGUAUCAUUAAUUGGAUGAAUACACAAUAAUCUAAUCUUAUUAGAUUAUUCUUAUUCUAGCCGCCGCUUCAUAACCUUUAGUAAGGUAAGGUAAAUACGACAAUUUUUCAUAAAUUGCUGACACUACAAGUGUUUCUUCAGGCAAAAUUUGAUGCUGAAUCCGAAUCUGUUGAAAUUUUCGACCUAAUGUGUGUCUUUCAGUCAGUACAGCCUCCAUUUUCCAAAAUGGCGGCCAAAUUUAAGAACGAACGAUUUCCAGUGGAUGAGCUAAACACCUAUAUUCAGAAUGCUAUAAAAACCAGAAAUGAGUUGAAAAAUGAUGCCGAUACAUUCUUGAAAUCUGUUCUUGGAUGGUCUAUUUACUCUUAGAAGUUUGUUUUACUCCUUUCAGUGUAUGAAAGCAUGCUCAUUCUCAAUAAACUGUUUCUUACAUUCCUUAAUACAUAUUAUUACUGCUUUUGUGCUUCUCUAUUGAUUCACUGGCUAUAAUGCGAGAAGACUUUCAGAUUUUUACACCAACAAUUGAUUAUUUUUCCACAAUGACAAUUUUAAGUGCAUUUUUGAACACGGCAUCCUUCUCUGUGACCCAGAAAACCAUAGAAAAGAUAUAUUACACGCCAUAUCUCACAUACGUUUAUGAGUAUAAUCGCAAAAAUCAUAUUUUGACCGCCAUUUUGGAAAAUGGAGGCUGUACUGACCGAAAGACACACAUUAGGUCGAAAAUUUCAACAGAUUCGAAUUCAGCGUUAAGUUUCGCCUCUAGAAACACUUGUAGUGAAGAAAAAAGUAUAUUUACCCUACCCUACUUUUAGGUGGAAUGUUCACAAAUGAUUAAGGGUGAAUAUGAACUAAUAUUAUGUACAUUUGACUGUGUAAUGUUGGUGUGACUUUUAUUUGCUUUAAAAUAAAUCUAUUUCAGUGUAUCACCAUAUGCAGUAUUAAUUUUGAAGCUACUGUGUUAUGAUUUAUAGAAUAUAAUAUAGACAUUUUUUAGCCAGGAUUUCUUUCCAUUAAAAAAAACUGUUUCGUUGAUACAGAGUUUUGAAAGUAAUACUCACUUACGAGGGCUGGUUGAAAAGUUCCAAGCCUAUCUGUGAAAGACCUGUACAAAGUCGAUGGCUUCUUUUUAUUUUUCUACAUAGUCCCCUUCGAGGUGUACACACUUUCGCCAACUAGGUUGCGAUACCAAUCAGGAAGAAACGUUGUUCAGCCACCCUAAAAAAAUUUGUUCACAGCUGACAUGACGUCCUCAUUACUAGGAAAAUGACGACCGGCUAGUUCCUUUUCAUUUGUAUACGCCCAUAUGAAAAUGUGGACGUAUAUUGCCGUAGCCCCCGUCCGUCCGUCGUCCACAAUUUCUUGUGGACGCUCUAACGCCAAAUGUUAUGAUCCAAUUAUUUUAAAAUUGAUAUAUGUUGUUGACGUUAGUAAGAUGAAGAAGCCUAUUUAAUUUCAUUUUCGUUUAUUACGUCUAGAGUUAUGGCCUUUUUUCACUUUGUUGGACCUUGUGAACGCUGUAACAUCUAAAGUUAUCUGCCGAUCUGUAUGAAAUUUAUAUGUGUCAUUUAAAUUAGUAAAAAGAAGAAUCCUAUUGAAUUUCAGUAAUUUCCAUUUAUUACUUCUAGAGUUAUGUCUCUUGUUUCACUUUGUGAACAUUCGAAUGACAAAAGUUAUCAUCUGAUCUGUAUGAAAUUUAUAUGCAGUAUUUAAAUCAGUAAAAAGCCUGUCAAAUUUCAAUAUUUUCUGUAAAUUACUUACAGAGUUAAGGCCCUUGUUUCAGUCUGUAGAACCUUGUGAACCCUCAAACGACAAAAAUUAUAAUCUGAUCUGUAUGAAAUUGUCUUGUAAAUGCACCCAAUUAACUACAAAAGAAUAAAUAUGCGUCAACCCUUCUUGACCAAUCGGACGAUUUAGCUGCUGUGGGCGUAUGUUUAGUUGCCUGGCAACAGUGGCAACCUAUCUUUAUGCUCCCACAUGGAAAUGUGGUCGUAUAUUGUGAACACUCUACAGACUACAUUUAUCAUCUGAUUGUUUUGAAAUUGAUAUAUGUCGUUUACAUUAGUGAGAUGAAGAAGUCUAUUUAAUUUCAGUAACUUAUGUUAAUUUUUAUACGCCCACAUUGAAAUGUGGUCGUAUGUUGUUGUCACCCCUGUCCGUCCGUCCUUCGAUUGAUAAUAUCCAAUUGGCUUUAAAUUUAUACACAGUGUUUAAAGUCAUAAGACGAAGAAGCCUAUUGAUUUUAAGCGAUUUUUGAUAAUUACUGCCAGAGUAAUGGCCCUUGAUCACUUUGAAAAAUCUUGUGGACGCUCUAGAGGCUUAAGUUAAUAUCCGAUUGAGUUUAAAUUAAUACAGUGUUUAAGGUCAUGAGACGAAGAAUUCUAUUGAUUUUCAGCGAUUUCCGAUAAUUACUGCCAGAGUUAUGGCCCUUGAUCACUUUGAAAAAUCUUGUGGACGCUCAAAAGGCUAAAAUUAAUAUCCGAUUGACUUUAAAUUUAUACACAGUGUUUAAGGUCAUGAGAUGUAGAAGACUAUUGAUUUUCAGCGAUUUCCGAUAAUUACUGCCAGAGUUAUGGCCCUUGAUCACUUUGAAAAAUCUUGUGGACGCUCUAGAGGCUAAAGUUAUCAUCCGAUUAACUUCACUAACAUUUUUUCCCCGCUGGCUACGAGCCUUGAUCUGUAUAAAAUUUAUAUGCAUCAUUUAAAUUAUUGAAAUGAAGAAACCUAUUGAAUUUCAGCAAUUUGUUUAUGACGACAAAAGUUAUCAUCCAGUGUGUCGUACGUAACUAACGUACGAAAAUUAAUUGGUGGGUAGCUUUUUUUGGCACGUAUACAGUGAAUGGCCAUUUUGCUCAGUAAUCCCAGCCAGAAUUUGGCUAUUUUCUAAAUUUGCGUUGAAGUUUAAAAUAUUUGUUUUAGAACUGAAAUAAAUUAACUAUUAGUCAACCCCAACGCAAACAACAUUAACAGAAUUGAUUGUGUAUAUCUGAAAUAGACACGACCGACGCUCAAAAUAGUGCCAAGAUGGCAGCCUCUAUGAACAACCAUUCGCAGACGCUGUCAUUGAAGACGACGUCAGUUCUAUGAGUUGUAGAUGUUAUUUUUGUGAAAAAUAAUUGGAAGAAGAGAGAACAUGUUGGGACUGGACGAAUUAUAUAGUCUUUAUGGGUGCAAAGGAAACAAUGCUGAAGAUAAACCUAUUGUUUACAAUGUAACGUGUUGUUGACCUCAUGACCCAGUGAUGUCAAUGUCACGACCUGUGAUGUGUAGAUCACGUGAUAUGGAUAUCAUGGCUAUUGACUGUGUCUGAGAUACUUUUCCGCAGGUAGCGUGUCUCAGAUGUUCAGAAUGCCAGUCUGUGUGCAAGUUCUAGAGGUAUGACCCUUGUUUCACUUUGUCGGACCUUGUAAAUGCUCAAACGAAAAAAGUUAUCAUCUGAUAUGUAUGAAAUUUAUAUGCAUUAUUUAAAUUAGUGAAACGAGGAAGCCGAUUGAAUUUCAACAAUUGCUGUUGAUUUCUUCUAGAGUUAUGUCCCUUGUUUCACUUUAUUGAGCCUUAUGAAUGCUUGAUCGACAAAAUUAAUCAUCCGAUCUAUAUGAAAUGUAUAUGCAUCAUUUAAAUUAGUGAAACAAAGACGCUUAUCGAAUUACAGGAAUUUCCGUCAAUUACUUCUAGAGUUAUGGCCCUUGUUUUACUUUGUUGAACCUUGUGAAUAUUCGAACGACAAAAGUUACCAUACAAUCUGUAUGAAAUUUAUAUGCUUUAUUUAAAUUAAUAGAACAAAAAAGCCUGUCAAAUUUCAACAAUUGCUGUCAAUUACUUCUAGAGUUGAGGCCCUUGUUCCAUUUUGUAGAACCAUGUGAAGCCUCAAACGAAGAAAAUUAUAAUCUGAUCUGUAUGAAAUUGCCUUUUAAAUCCCCUCAAUACCUACAAAAUAGUAAACAUGCGACAACCCUUGUCGCCCGCUUGGACAAUUUAGCUGCUGUGGCCGUAUGUUUUGUUGCCUGGUAACUUUGGAAACAUGUGAAAGUCUGCUUCAAAACGGCGCAGAUUGUCACAGGACGUCAGGAAUCUUGACACAUUUUAGAUCUGCAGUCAAGAGCUUUGGCACCCAUCUUGCAGAAACUUUUGUCAUUCCUAACUGGUUGGCUAAUGUGCUCAACCCUCUCAUGAGAGAUGCCCACAACACCGGCAAUAUAUGUCAAGUGGUCAAUCCUCGAUCAGUCAUCGCCAUGUCAUGCACCUGGGUAAUGUGUUCUUGAAUGGUUGCUUUUGAAGGCCUUCCAGGAUGCGGGUCAUCGUCAAGGCUCCCUCUGCCAUGCUUAAAUUCUGCAACCCAAUUCUUUACUGUGGAAAAGGAAGGGGCAUCAUCCCCUAAAGUGGAGACCAUGUCGGCAUGUAUCUGUGUUAAGGGUUAGUCCAUUCAGUUACAGGUACUUGAUGACUGCCCUGUACCCAGUUUUGUCCAUUACUGGUGAUUUCAAUGGGUACGUUCACAAGAUGGUCUGGUACGAAGACAAUAAUAACACUACAGUUGCAGUUCUUAUGUCUAUGAUUCAUUCAAUGAUUGAACUUGUUGAUGGCAAAAGUUUGUUUCAACCGAACUGAUCUAUCUUUUUCAGGCUUAGAACUAUUCAGCCAGCCUGUGUAAUAUUAUAUAUUCUUAAAUAUAUGAUGUUAAAUACAAGUAAUUCAAAUUUCAUUUUUCUUGAUCCAACAAUUAUUUCCUUUUAAGUAGAAUAUUUAAAUGUUUUCAUAUGAUAUAAAAUAUUCUGCAACUACUCUAUAAUAUACGCAACUCCACAGAUCAUGUGAAUGAUUUUUAUACGCCCACAUUUUUAUGUGGACGAAUAUUGUCAUCGCCCCUGUUCGUCCACAAUUGUUUGUGAACACUCUACAGGUCAUAAUUUUUAUCCGAUUUCAAUGAGACUUGAAAUAUAGGUUUAAAUUUUUAGACUCUUUGCAGAAACAUCACAAUUUACAAAUGGCAUGCACAUGUCAAUUAUCAGUAAUAUUGCUGAUAAAUUAAUCCAAUCUAUUAAGAUUGUGUGUUCAUUGUUCAAAGGAUAUUAUGUCUCAUCUAAUGUUAAAUCUGCUGUUUAUGUACUUGAUAGUUCUAAUGUCAAUUUUAAGAUGAAGAUUUUUUAAUAUGCAUGUUAAUUUAUUGUAAAGAAAAGUAACAUAUUGAUUAUUGUGAGUCUUACAGGUUUUUGUUUAAAUAUAAGCUUACAUUGUUUAUAAUGUAUUUAAAUUUUAAACAAUUUUAUUCCUCUUUUUCUCUGAAAAUAAUACAAUGAAUUGAGAUAUGGAGGAACCCAUCCACUUUUGUUGAUGUGAAGAUAUAACACAUUUUUGUUUAAGUGAAGGGUGCAGUUGCCAAACCUUAUUUAAAUAUUGUAGUCGCCUUCUAGGUUGAUCCAUACCGGACACAAGGCAUGAAUAUUGAUAACCAGUGCGUAGAAUAUGUAAUGAAGAUGUCGGUAUGUUGCAGAAGGUUCUCUUUGAAAGCUUCAGUUGUUGUCUUGGCUUAAGUUAUAUCAGUAUAUUUAUGUUUUGUGUGUUUACAGCGCUGUGUUUGUAGAAAGUUUUAAGGGUUCAUGACUGAACUGCCCUGUAUAAGCUGCUGUUAAAAUGUACCUGUAGGUAUCCACUGUCAGAAAUUAAAAGGGUUACCUUUUAUGGUAAUUUGGGCUUC
Molecule: messenger RNA, 10293 nt
Organism: Patella vulgata (common limpet)
Lineage: Eukaryota; Metazoa; Mollusca; Gastropoda; Patellidae
Product: macoilin-1
Exons: 12
Coding region: 117-2048 (643 amino acids)
Biological process (GO): neuronal signal transduction
Cellular component (GO): rough endoplasmic reticulum membrane
Source: RefSeq, a predicted model, not a curated record